Messenger RNA from Urocitellus parryii (Arctic ground squirrel), 771 nucleotides. It is a transcript of the gene Tnfsf9, whose product is annotated as TNF superfamily member 9. Gene Ontology annotation, molecular function: tumor necrosis factor receptor binding. Gene Ontology annotation, cellular component: plasma membrane. The record is from RefSeq and is a predicted model, not a curated record. NCBI's taxonomy places the organism in Eukaryota, Metazoa, Chordata, Mammalia, Rodentia, Sciuridae. Gene Ontology annotation, biological process: positive regulation of cytotoxic T cell differentiation; immune response; positive regulation of activated T cell proliferation.
AUGAGCUCCAGCUCCCACGCCGCCGCGGACCCCGAGGCCCAGUGGCCGCCGGCGCAGCCCGCGCAGCCCGCCCGCACCUGCCGGCCGCAGCCCGCCCUGGUGGCCGCGCUCGCGGUCCUGACGGUCGGCGGCUUGGCCUGGGCGCUCGUGACCCGGGAGAUGUGGGCUGCCUGCGCCUCGUCGUGUCCCAGCCCCGGUACCGCGACCAGCCGGGCAUCCACUGAAGUCCCGCAGCUCCCGCCCCACGUCCCUGCCAACCUCUGGGACCCGCUGCCGAAGGAGCAGGACACGUUCGCCAAACUGCUGACCCCAAAUGUGCUGCUGAGAAAUGAGACCUUGAGCUGGUACAGCCAGCCGGGGCUGAAAGGCGUGUACCUGUCCCCCGGCCUGAACUACAGUGAGGACACACGGGAGCUGGUGAUGGCCGAGGACGGGGCCUACUACGUCUUCUUGCAACUGGAGCUGCAGCGCAAGGCCACCCUCCAGAACGGGGGCGAGGUCUCCCUCACUCUGCUCCUGCAGCCUCCACCAGUCGGGGCCGCUGCCCUGGCCCUGACCGUGCAUCUGCCUUGCUCCUCCGAGUCCAGAAACUCUGCUGGAGGAUUCCGGGGUGGCUUGCUGCACCUCAGUGCCGGCCAGAGACUGAGCGUCCGCCUGAGUGUCCACCUGCAUGGGCAGGCCAAGGCGCAGGAUGCCUGGCAGUUGGCCCAGGGUGGCACAGCUUUGGGACUUUUCCGCAUGACCACGAAAGUGCCAGAUGGAUUCUUCUAG